Eurytemora carolleeae is the source of this 1406-nucleotide messenger RNA. RefSeq names its product protein Star. The transcript is spliced from 15 exons. Bases 484 to 1380 code for a protein of 298 amino acids. The record is from RefSeq and is a predicted model, not a curated record. Lineage: Eukaryota; Metazoa; Arthropoda; Copepoda; Calanoida; Temoridae.
UGAUGUAAUAUGAUCUAUACUCUGAUUAAACCCUUCAAACACAGGCAGAUGGAAGGCAGUUAGACCUGAUUAACUGACAUGCGGAUUUAUGCUUCAGAGACAAAGAAGACAAAUUCCAGAAUUUUCUGUUUGUCAAGAUGGAAAAACGACGAUAUGUUAUUCUUUUGAAGAUUUAAAGGGUACAGUUGUGAAUCGGUAAAUCUUCUCAAUAAUUUGAUGGUUACUAAAGAUUACGUCUGAAGUUAUACUUAGUUUAGUUUCUAGCAUAAAGUCUGACCGCGUCAACAUUGUUGCACCGGCUUGUCCUGUCCAUAGAGCUGAGGACAGUACAAAUUGGGACCAGAAAGGUUGACCCGGCUCGGAAAUUCAAAUGUGCUACGGCUGCCAGUGAGCUUGCACUUCAACUAUAGACAGACGCGGAAGUGAAAGAAAAAUGUUUAGUAAACUCAGAAGAUUUUAAUAUAUUCGUAUAUAAGGAGAACAAUGAUGUCUGGACUCCUUGGCCGAAGAUGGAAAGGGUACGGGAUCCUAUUGUUUACUCUAGCACUGGGAUUUUUUAUUUUAACUCGGUUGGACAGAUCAACCCUACAGGACAGCAACAGAGACAGCCAUAAGGACAGCGAACAGUCAGACCGCCACAGCGCUGUCAAGUCUGAAAGCGGCGAAGACAGUACCCCUGGCUGGGAUCUUGAACAAGAAAAUCCAAGAUUAAUCGAGCGAAUAUCCGAUGUUAUUCUGCCAGCUGCGGAUCCUAAAUCAAUCCUGAAAAUUAGUAAAGAAAUACAACUCGGCCAGGUUGGACAGAUAGAACAUGUCGUCUCAUAUUUCAAAAAUAAAAAGGGUGGAUUUUUUCUCGAAGCCGGAGCCUUUGACGGAGAAUAUUUAAGUAACACUUUAUAUCUUGAGGCCCAAUUUAACUGGACCGGGAUAUUGAUUGAGCCAAAUAGAGAAGCUUUCAAAACUUUAAUUACAAGAAACAGAAAAUCUAAACUUUUAAAUUCAUGUUUAUCAGUCCACAGAUAUUCCGAAGAAGUUACGUUUGAUGCAGCUGAUGUAGUGGGUGGUAUACUAGGAGAUGGUCCAGAUACUAAGGGAUGGGUACCCGCUGAUAAACGAGCAAAAUAUCGUCUGAGAUGCUUCCCUCUAUACAGUAUAAUCAUGGCUCUUGGUAACCCAAAAAUAGAUUUCAUGAGCCUGGAUAUCGAGGGGGUUGAACUAGCUGUACUAGAAACUAUACCCUGGAGUAAGGUGGAUAUUGAAACCCUACUUAUUGAGGUUGAGCAUUCUAACAGUGCGGCUAUAAGUUCUAUUCUACAAUCUCAUGGAUAUAGAAUAGAUCAUAUGUUUGGAAAACAGGAUAUUUUUUAUGUCAAGUAUUGAUAACGUCGCUGAGGUCGUUUUUGGGC